AUGACGCUCAAGGUAAAUCAGGAUCUCUUAAAAAAGGCCAUAGCUGAUGUAUUCGAAGGGACAAGGCAGAAAAAGCGAAAAUUUGUAGAAACCAUCGAACUUCAGAUCGGACUGAAGGAUUAUGACACGCAGAGAGACAAACGUUUCUCAGGAACGGUAAAAUUAUCUAAUGAGGUAAGAAAGAAGUUAAAAGUAUGUAUAUUAGGAGAUGCCGUACAUGUUGAAGAAGCACAAAAAUUAGAGUUAGAUUAUAUGGAUAUUGAAGCUAUGAAGAAAUUAAAUAAAGAUAAAACAUUAGUUAAAAAGUUAGCAAAAAAAUACGAUGCAUUUUUAGCCAGUCAGGUAAUCUUACCACAAAUUCCUAAAUUACUUGGUCCAGGUUUAAAUAAAGCAGGAAAGUUUCCUUCCCUCAUUACACAUAAUGAUAAAAUAAAUGAUAAGAUUCUUGAAUUAAAAUCAUCAAUUAAAUUUCAACUAAAAAAAGUCUUAUGUAUGGGUGUACCUGUUGGUCAUGCCAAUUUGAAAGAAGAGGAAUUAAGAUCUAACAUUGUUCAUGCAAUUAACUUUUUAGUUUCUCUUCUGAAAAAAAAUUGGCAAAAUAUUAGAACCUUGCAUAUUAAGAGUACCAUGGGAAAGCCACAGAGAAUUUACGGCUAA
Messenger RNA from Plasmodium gonderi, 657 nucleotides. RefSeq names its product 60S ribosomal protein L10a. The transcript is spliced from 2 exons. Gene Ontology annotation, biological process: translation. Bases 1 to 657 code for a protein of 218 amino acids. Lineage: Eukaryota; Apicomplexa; Aconoidasida; Haemosporida; Plasmodiidae. Gene Ontology annotation, cellular component: large ribosomal subunit. The record is from RefSeq and is a predicted model, not a curated record. Gene Ontology annotation, molecular function: structural constituent of ribosome; RNA binding.